This is a messenger RNA of Venustampulla echinocandica, 807 nucleotides long. RefSeq lists its product as uncharacterized. Lineage: Eukaryota; Fungi; Ascomycota; Leotiomycetes; Helotiales; Pleuroascaceae. The transcript has 5 exons. The record is from RefSeq and is a predicted model, not a curated record. The coding region runs from base 1 to 807 and encodes 268 amino acids.
AUGGCUCCAUAUCUCCAAUCAUUACUCCCCUUGGCAGCGAUAUUCGCUUCUCAAGUAGCCUCGUUCGAGUUUACAUAUCCAACGCCUGGCAAGAGUCACACUUUUGCCGAUGGCGAUAGGGCAAUAGUUCAAUGGACCUCGGCGGUGGAACUCCCAGAGGUCUUCCUCAAUUGUAGCACGACGCCCAGUGGCGCUACGCCUGUACUUGCUUCCGCGGUCGCAUUUACAAAUGCCCUGCCUGGGAAAUUGUAUAGGGCCCAUUGGAGUUCUCAAGAUGGAAACAACACAUUUUGCAAGUUCUGCGCCGGGGAUGGCGGUAAGACUUGUAGUGGUACAUUCCAUCUUAUAGACCGUCAGAAAGGAUCCCUUUCAACGCUCUGGUACGAGAAGGGCAACAGGCAGGCCGCACAAUCUGAUUGUACGGCCGACUCCCCUACUACAAUCACGAAAUAUGUGACUGCAUCAAGUACAGAUGCAUGUGGAUGUCACGGUGGCAACUCUUCCAACCAAACUGUUACCUGGACCGCACCUCACUCGUCUAUUGCUCAGGGCACUGGCACUGGAUCGGGUUCUCUCCCAACAAUCACCGCUAACUUUGUUGGUUGGAACUCAACAACGCCUAGCCUUCCUUUGCCCUCCGAUACUACGAUCACGACCAUCUCUGUUGUAACACCUCCUCCAGUGCCGUCUCCAUCACCACCAAAGGCUUCUACCACCGGUGCAUCACCAGCGGCAUGGUCAUCACAUGUCAAUUUAGCUCUACUUGGGAUGCUACUUGUGGGCAGUGUCUUCUUUGCUGUAUUAUAA